Serendipita indica DSM 11827 is the source of this 1719-nucleotide messenger RNA. Lineage: Eukaryota; Fungi; Basidiomycota; Agaricomycetes; Sebacinales; Serendipitaceae. The record is from the annotation of a GenBank genome assembly.
AUGAUUCCGACUCCUGAAGGUCGAGCAGCUGUUGCGAGGGAUAUCGCGUCCCUUAUGGAAACGGUUUUUAGCAACAUGGCUAGUCGCGAGCUGAUCAUCCAAUCUGCGACAAACAAACAAACAUCGAUCCAAUGUCUCGACGCUGCGAACGACGCAAUGGCCGUCGCGUUUGGUAAACUGUCCGCGGCAAUGAAGCGGGAGCGUAACGCACUCAUCCCGGCGGCUGCUCUUCCACCUGAGCUUCUCACGCGAAUAUUUGGACUGAACGAUCUAAGAUCAACGGUCGUAGCCACCGCAGUUUGCCAUCGCUGGCGGGUUACGGCAAUCUCAGCGAGCUGGCUAUGGACAUACGUCGACUUGGACACAUCCAACAUGUCGGAGGGCAUGGCUUCGCUCAUUUGUGAGAGAAGUAGAGACAUGCCAAUCGACCUACACCUUCGACUCAUCAUUCAUCGACACUGGCCAUCAAAUAGUGGACUCCCAAUAUCUCUCACAGGUUUACUCCCAAGGGUUCGCUCAAUAAGCAACCUUGCAGUAGACGAUUGGAUGUUACAGUACAUGGGUUAUACUCCCACUCCACGACUCGAGUCGUGUCAUCUUCUCCUCGGCGGUCGUCCCCUUCAUUCGUUCCUCAAACAGCAUACUUGUCUCUCCCACCUUUCUCUCGAGUUUCCUGGGACGCAGGAGACCUCUGGUGCUUUCCAUAUUCUGAGGUUGUCGGAUGCCAAAGAUACGCUUCUCGGGCUUCGCGUCCUCCAUUUGCAUAAUGUUCGAAUCAGCGCCAGUGAGCUCCACAUGAUUGUCGAGUUGACACCCAAUAUCGAAGAGCUGGCUGUCAACGACUGCAUAUCCUCGGAAUCCGAUUACCAUAUGCCACUCGACGCGUCUCACUGCUUAAGACGCUUGCGGAUUCUGUCCUUAUUGCGAUGCAGCGCAGUGUUUGCUGCGUCGUUUUUACACAAUCAGGGACCUAUCAAAGUGAGAAGUAACACCCACGUCCAACUCGGUAUAGACACAUACAAAACCCCAUCGACUUGGCCGUUACAACGAGAAGCGCAUCCGAAUACACGGUUACAUAUUCUUGAAAAGGGAAAGGUAUUCUUUUAUGAAACUGACCAAUCGCUAACUCGGAUUGUGUACACCAAAGUAUCUCCAAUUGCAUCCUUCCCCGUCGUUAACGGGCAACUCGUACGGCUGGUUGCUUUUCCAGAGUACAUAGAUCCCUCUACGAUUGAGAUGCUUGCGAUCCAUCGACUCGUACGCGUCAACUCGGAGAGCCUAUACACGCUCACCCAUCUCAAAGAGCUUCAUAUCGACUUUCAGCCCGUUUCAGUGAAUGAGCCGGACCCAGGAUUAUCGAUCAUUCUCAACCAUGGUCUUGCCGCCAGCUGCCCUCAGCUUCAUCACAUAAUGAUACGGUUUCUCAAAUCGCAUGUACAUGAUGUUACACAGGAGCAGAAACCAGAGGAUGAUCUCAGCGUCUUCCUCGACGCUUGGUUGGAGUUGCAUCGGCGGGUGUUCCCGUCGGUCCAUAUCCACGACCGGAUUCAACCAUCGAGAUGGAACGAAUACGUAGAUGUCUUUCGUGGACUUACCGGAGAGUUUAUUGUCGAUGAUAGGCGCCCGACAUGCACCUUGCCAAAGUUCCCCUCGCUCACACAAUUUAUUCCGGAUGGUUCAAGGAGGCAACCUUUGUCAUUUAGGAAUGACUAUGUAUAG